Molecule: messenger RNA, 2195 nt
Organism: Phyllotreta striolata
Lineage: Eukaryota; Metazoa; Arthropoda; Insecta; Coleoptera; Chrysomelidae
Source: the annotation of a GenBank genome assembly
UCGAAAUUCUUCUCGCUACUUACCUGCCCACUUUUAUUGAUUAUCUAAAAUUUUAAACAGAUUACUUGAGGUAUUGAAAGUAUUCGUUUAUUCAGUUAUAAUCGGCCAACUAAAAAUCAAAAAUGAAAUUAAUCUUCACCUUAAUAUUAUUGGCGACCACGGUACUGAUGAUCGAUGGCAUCAUCCAAGGUUCCACAACUCGGGCACAUUGGUGGCCAUUUUUAGUUUUCAUCGAACGUAACAAACACUUGGAUAGCAGAUGUGGUGGCUCGCUCAUAAGCAAAAAUUACGUUUUAACUGCGGCUCAAUGCGUCAAAGGAACCACAGCGUUGACUCUGACAUUCGGUUUGUUUGACUUGACAGACAAACAAGAACAAGGCCAUGUUAUUUACCAGGUACAACGCGAUGAUGUUAAAAUUCACGAGUACUUCGAUGAAACGACACUGGAAAACGACAUCGCUUUGAUAAAACUAGAUAAACCCAUCGAGAUUACCGACACAAUCAAUACCGUGAAAGUAGCAACUAAAGAUGAUAUCCAAAAUUUAGUAGGCCAAGAGGCGAUAACCAUAGGAUGGGGCCAAGUGAAUCCAAUGGGAACUCCCUUAUAUGCAGAUGUGCCUGAGGCCAUUUGGAUACACGUGAUAGAUAGGUACGGGGGCGAGUGCUCGGAGCGCUUCGGAAGCCUCAUACAAGAAACGAACAUCUGUUGCGAACACGUGAAUUUACCCAACGGGCCUAAUUUGAAUCUUUGCGAUGGCGAUUACGGGGGCCCUCUCGCCAUUAACGCUACAUUUUACAGUAGUGAAACACUGCUCGUCGGUGUUGCCAGUUUUUCGACGAAAAAAUGCAACCUCGCUUAUCCGAAUGUUUUCACCGAUGUUUCCAAAUAUACGGACUGGAUUAAGGAAAAUUCAGAUGUAGUUUUUUAAAAAUGAGUCUAUUUUACAAACAAUUCAAACAAAAUACAUAACAAAUAAUAUAUACAUAGGUUACAGACAAAAAAAUCUGUACGUAUGAUCGAUUGUUAUUACUUACUUAUCUAAUAAAACUCUAAUAAUAGUUUAAUUGAAUAAUUUAAGUUUGCCUUCUCCACUUUAAUAAAUAAAAUGACUAAUUAGCUUCUCGCUUGAUAUAUUUCUUUCACAAUAUGGCUAAAAGCAAACUAUCAAAACUAUGGGACAGUAUUCAUCAUAGAUUGUUAUAGCUGUUAAUUUUAUGUACAUAAAAGAGUAAAAGAAUAAGGUUAUUUGAACACUUCUCAAUUUGACUAGGUACUUGUUCGUUAAGGCUUAUAAAUUCAUUAAGUCGAAAUGGAAAUUGUUCCUAAGAAAUUGUCUUUCUGGAGGGAACUAUUAAUUAAUAAAUACUAUAGUUAUCUAAUUCGCUAACAAUACACACACAGCUCACAAUUGAUUUUUUACUUUCAAGUUCUCAGCAAAGAAACAACCUAAGUAAAUAUGCAAACAUGUAAAGCUGUUUUUGAGUUAUAUUUUUAGCUCUAUUCAUAAUUUAUUUCUUUCCUUAUUAUUAUUAUACGUGCAUAGGACGUUUCUGGAUUAAAAUUCGUAUAUGUACAUUAAAAAAAAUCUAAUCAGAACGAUAUGUUCAGUCUUUUAUAAAGUAAAAAAUGAUUAUUCGACCAAAAAUCAACUCAAAAGCUAGACUUUGCUUAAACUAUCACGAGAAGUCUAUAUAUUGUAAAAUACCCUUAUACUUAUCACUCACAAUAGCAUAUAAUUGCACAAAAUUUUACGUUUGUUUUACGUUCAAGCGGCCUGAGAAGCGAUUUUUUCCAGCCUCUUUUCCUCGUCCUCUUCUUCUUUGCUCUUUUUGAACAGUAACGGGCACAUGCCCAGCAAGCAACCCAAUGUAACGCCUAAAGAAACAUAAAAAAAACCAAUGUUAUUGGAUUAUUUACCAACUUUGAUUAAUCGGUGUUGUAAACAGACACCAAUAAAGCGGGAAAAACAGUAAACUUGCCCAAAACUCUGCCGGUAUUGGCCGAAUUCCUGCAGCAGCUCAUAUCCAAUUGAAUGGGAGACAAUUUAGGCGGCCUGAAGCCGAUUUUGUUGGCCAGUCUUUCGACGUAGAAAGCGGACCCGAUGCCCAUCACGUCAGACAUGGUGUUCCCCAAUGCAGCCGCUCCCAUCGUGGUCAAGCAAAAAUACGAGCCCACAUACAUGUCUAUGUAGUCG